Messenger RNA from Durotheca rogersii, 2262 nucleotides. Its product is annotated as glycoside hydrolase family 72 protein. The coding region runs from base 455 to 1876 and encodes 473 amino acids. Lineage: Eukaryota; Fungi; Ascomycota; Sordariomycetes; Xylariales; Xylariaceae. Gene Ontology annotation, cellular component: fungal-type cell wall; cytoplasm. Gene Ontology annotation, molecular function: 1,3-beta-glucanosyltransferase activity. Gene Ontology annotation, biological process: fungal-type cell wall (1->3)-beta-D-glucan biosynthetic process. The record is from RefSeq and is a predicted model, not a curated record. The transcript has 2 exons.
UCGUCCUCUCUCUCUCUCUCUCUCAUAAUCCCCCCUUCCUCCCUCUCUUCCCUCUCUCGUAACUCCCUCUUUUAUGUAUUUGACCUCCUUCUCACCACUCCUUCGCAGUGCUCGUCGCUCUUCCCUCUCCCGUCUGUUUGUUGGUUGAUCUUCUUCUCUUUCGCUUCUUUCAUUCGCAUUCACUCGCUAUACUCCUUACGGCUACCGUUUCCCCCCUGGCUAGUAAUAUCUUAUUCGUGUCUCUCUCUCAAUAUCGUACCCUAUUAGGACAUUAGUACCAACCGCCAGUAUCGAAUUAACGACGUUCGUGUCGGAGCUAUAUAUCCCACUCGUGCGGAUAUCCUUUAAGACGGCGGGCAACAUAAGAAACCCUUCACUAGGAAGAAACAGACGUCGACCUCACUGCUGGUAGUAUCAGAGCUGAUAUCCGACACUGUGUGUCUAAUCCCACAACAUGCUGGUCCGGUCAGCCCUCGCCGCAUUAGGCGGCGCGACCCUUGCCGCCGCCGUCACCCCUCUCGAAGUUCGGGGCAACCAGUUCGUCAACCCGAAUACCGGAAAUGCCUUCCAGAUCGUCGGCAUGGCCUAUCAGAUCGGUGGAAGUUCCGGUUACGAUCCCGCCUCCGGCAAGGACCCUCUCUCCAAUGGCGACGUUUGCAAGCGUGAUGCCGCCCUGAUGCAGCAGUUGGGUGUGAACGCCAUCCGGGUAUAUAACUUGGAUCCGAACCUGAACCACGACGAGUGCGCCAGUAUCUUCAACGCCGCUGGCAUGUACAUGUUGCUCGAUGUCAACUCGCCUCUCGUGGGCGAGUCUCUAAACAGCAGGGCGCCGUGGGAGUCGUACUACGCGGCGUACCUAAACCGUACCUUCGCUAUUGUCGAGGCCUUCAAGUCGUACCCCAACACGCUGGCUUUCUUCUCCGGAAACGAGGUCAUUGACAACGUCAGGACCGGCGCCACUGUCCCUCCCUACGUCCGCGCCGUAACUCGUGACCUCAAAAACUACAUCAAGAACCACUCCGACCGCCCCAUCCCCGUCGGCUACUCGGCCGCUGAUGUCCGCGUGGUUCUCGAGGAUUCCUGGAACUACUUCCAGUGCGCGAUUGACGGCGACGAGAACGACAUGUCCCGAGCAGACUUGUUCGCUUUGAACAGCUACUCGUGGUGCGGCGAGAGCACGUUUGAGCAGUCCGGAUACGACCAGCUGGUUGCUCUGUUUGAGAGCAGCUCUGUCCCCAUUUUCUACUCGGAAUUUGGCUGCAAUACCCCCUCCCCUCGUGUCUUCACGGAGAUCCCCACCAUCUACAGCGACCAGAUGACGGGUGUUUUCGCCGGCGGUGUCGUCUACGAGUACUCUCAGGAGCUGAACAAUUACGGCCUGGCCCAGUGCAACGCCGAUCUCACCGUCGACCUCCUCGUGGACUUCCGUACUCUUCAGAGCCAGUACCAGAAAGUCGACUUCAACCAAAUCCAAAGCAUCAAGGCAUCGAGCACGUCGCCGACCCCGCCCGUGUGCAGGUCUAGCUUGAUCAAGGAGGACGGAUUCAACAACAACUUCACCCUCCCAGUCGUCCCUCCGGGCGCUCAGGAAAUCAUCGACAACGGUGUCACGCCGAGGCCUAGCGGCAGGAUUAUCGAGAUUAGCGACUGGUCCGUCAGGCACGACGUCAAGGAAGCUGAUGGCACGCUCAUUCAGAACCUCGCCGUAACGCCCCUUGCUAACGACGCGGUUAACACGCCCGAUGCUAGCACUAACGCGGGCUCCGGCUCUAACUCGCCUGCGAGUGCCGCACCUCAGAACCAAAUCUCUGCUGCGAUCAUGGUCAUCCCGUCGAUAAUCGCCGUUGUCGCGUCGGCGGGCUUCACACUGCUUUAGGCAAUUAUUGAAAUAGCCGCUGAAUGAUGAUAUCCGAUCCGCCCAAGUUAGCGGGGCACGAGUGUGUUUUUAGUGCGUUUUAUUCCCUCUGGGUGUUAUUGCUGUGGUGCGGCAGCAGGGGUUAAGGCUUCUUUGUAUUUUAUAUUCCCUGUGCAAUCCAUCACAGUACAUAGAAGCAGUUUGAUUUUUUUUUUUUUCUCCCGACGCUCCCAACGUUUUAGUUGUCGUAACUCGCCUAUUGUGAAUAUCCUCUAGCUCAACCCCCGUAAACUAGCCCGAAACUACCUAAUACGGACCCAAUCCAAGGACCAUUAGGAAUGCGCAUGUACCCGUAUCGAGUUGCUGGACUCUUAGGGCAAGGUGUAAUAGACUUGGAUGAAGUACAC